AUGAGUCCAGAAUUCUCCACACUGCUGAUCUUGAUUUUUUUGGAGAAAGCAGGAUCUUCAGUGAGACCCGUGGUGACUUUCAACCCAAACUGGGACAAGAUCUUCACAACUGAGUCUCUAACAAUGACCUGUAAUGUGAGGUCACCUAUUCCAGGAAAUAUGAUCUACUCCUGGUACAAGGAUAAUAAUCUGAUACACACCACAGGACAAAGCAUUGUUAUUAGAGACGCAAGAACAGGUAACAGUGGGAAUUACCGAUGUAAAGGCUCCAAAACGGAAAUAAGUGACCCUGCCAGACUGGAUGUCAGUAAUGACUAUGUGAUCCUGCAGGCUCCUCUCCAUGUUCAUGAAGGUGACGAUGUGACUCUGAGAUGUCACCAUUAUCCCGAAUAUGAUGAAGGACAGACUAUAUUUUACAAGGAUAAUGUUGUUAUAAGGAUUUGGAGAUAUGACCCUGAGUUACAUAUUAAUAACAUAAACCUAGCAGGAUCCAAAGGAUAUAAAUGUACAAAAAAAAUCCCGUAUUCUGGGUACAGUGGAGAAGCUUCUAUACCUAUGAAAGAACUCUUCACAACUCCAGAAAUAAAGGUGACCCCAUUUCCGGUAAUGGAAGGAGAUAAUGUGACGGUGACAUGUCACACGAAUGUGUCUCAAUACAGACCAGAGACACAACUGCAGUUUGCUUUCCACAAAGCUGAACAGAAUGUUCAGAGAUUUGGAUCCUCUGACCAAUAUGGAUUCCAGUCCGCUAAACUGGAGGAUUCUGGGAAAUAUCACUGUGAAGUUUCUGGCAGAAUGAUAGUGAAGAGGAGUAAAGAGCUUAACAUUGAAAUAAAUGAGCCCUUCACUCAACCAGAAAUGAUAAUGACCCCAAAUCAGACGACAGAAGGAGACAAUAUGACCCUGACCUGUCACACAAUACGCAGCAAACUCAUUCCUGAUACAGGUCUGGAAUUUGCUUUUUACAGAGAUAGACAAAAUGUUCAGGAAUUCAGUUUAUCUAACCAAUAUGAAGUCCGGUCCGCUGAGACAAAGCAUUCUGGGAAUUAUUCCUGUAAAGUGAGGUCUUCAACAAACAAAUUAACAAGGAGCAGUGACGAGUUAUACAUCCAGAUACAAGAUACCGUAUUUAUCGGCGUAUAA
This is a messenger RNA of Rana temporaria (common frog), 1143 nucleotides long. RefSeq names its product high affinity immunoglobulin gamma Fc receptor I-like. The coding region runs from base 1 to 1143 and encodes 380 amino acids. Gene Ontology annotation, biological process: cell surface receptor signaling pathway. NCBI's taxonomy places the organism in Eukaryota, Metazoa, Chordata, Amphibia, Anura, Ranidae. Gene Ontology annotation, molecular function: transmembrane signaling receptor activity. The transcript is spliced from 7 exons. The record is from RefSeq and is a predicted model, not a curated record.